CCGCGGGCGGAAGUGCCGCCGCCGGAACCGGAAGCGCGUCGCCCCGCGGCGGUGUCGGCGUCGCGUCUGGCGGCGGGGAAGGGCGCGGCUGCGCGGCCAUGGAGGCUCCGGGGAAGGGCGGCCUCGUCCUCGGCAACCUGGCCGAGGUGGUGGAGCGCGUGCUCGGCUUCCUGCCCACCAAGGCGCUGCUGCGCGCCGCCUGCGUGUGCCGGCUGUGGAGGGAGUGCGCGCGGCGGAUCCUGCGCACGCGGCAGCGCCUCGCUUGGGUGUCGGCGCUGGAGCCCGGCCCGCCCGGCGGCCACGCGCUGGUGCAGGCGUUGGCCCGAGAGCUCGAGAGGGUGCACGUCCUGCCCCAGACCGUGCUCUACAUCGCCGACGCGGAGACGUUCAGCGGGCACGAGGAGUGCCACGAGCACAAGAAAGCCAGAAAAAGAAACAGUAAGGAAACAGCCGCUGCGAUUGAAAAACUGUUGCCAAAGCGAUGUCAAGUCCUCGGACUGCUCACCCCGGGGAUCGUAGUUACCCCUAUGGGUUCAAGCAGCAAUCAACCUCAAGAAAUUGAAGAUGGUGAAGCUGGGUUUGCUCUUUUGUUUCCCAAAAUUGAUGGGGUAAAAAUCCAAACCUUCCAUUUUCCUAAAGAAGUAAAGAAUAGGGUCAUUGAUGAAAAUAAGUUUGCUGAAGCAGGCCUGAAGAAUAAUCCAGAUCUUCGUGUGGUUCUUCUGUUUGGUUACAACUCCUGGAAGGCUGGAGCUACUCGGUUUCUUCAUCAAAUAGUCAAUCCUUUAAAUGAAAAAAGUAUCAUCCUAGCCGGGGGACAAGUGGAGAGCUUUACAUCGCUGAUCUCUGAGAAUAACACCGCCCAGCCCAGCGAUGCCUGCGGUGUGGUGGGGCUGGCUUUCAGCGGUCCCCAGAUCCAGAGCGCGACGGUUUUGUUAGACCAGGACGUCGCUGAUGAGAGGACAGCAGAAGCCGCCAUGCAGCGUCUGAAAGCAGCAAACAUCCCCGAGUGUAACACCAUUGGCUUCAUGUUCGCCUGUGUUGGCAGAGGAUAUCGGCAUUAUAAAACCAAGAGGAACAUGGAAGCGGAUGCUUUUAGGAAGUUUUUUCCAAAUGUUCCCCUAUUUGGCUUUUUCGGACAUGGGGAAAUAGGAUGCGAUCGAAUAGUUACUGGGAAUUUCGUGUUAAGAGAAUGUAAUGAUGUAAAGGAUGACCUUCUUCAUGGUUACACCACCGUUAUGACUCUCAUUCAUCUUGGUUCAACUAAAGCAAACCAGGCGUAAACGUGGUUGUGAUGCAUCAGUGAGCUGCUCAUCGCGGAAGACUGAGAAGUCCAGAAGAAUGGACGUCUUGCAGUCCAUGCACUUUCUAAAACAUAAACACCAUUUUCCUGAUAUUAUCAAGCCCUGUAGUUGGAACAGAGUUUAAUGUAAUAGCUGUGAGGAAGCUUUGCCUUUUGUUAAUCCCCUGCACGUGCCGAAAUUGCAGGGAAAUGAUAUUUUAUGGAGUUCUGCACUUGAAGAAAGCCUUUUUUUUCCUAAAAUGAGAACAGUUUGCACAAGUGGCGGUCAGAGGCCAAGGAAUCAACGUGCAGAAAUAGUACUUUGACGUGCUCUGCUUGUGUGUGCAACACAGUCCAGAAAAACCAUCAGUGUGUGCUGAAAUACUGAUGCAUAAAAUCCACCUCUUCCUGGGUUUUAAGAGUGACGCACAACCUGCCCAGACUGGAGCCCUAUUUACAAACCUGAAUAGUUUGCUAGGUAAAAUUCAAGGAAAUCUUUAGGGAAAAAAACAAGAAAGUGCUCAUUAAAUAAAGACAACGUUAUGGAAAUGCCCCCUGCUUUCUGGUCUUAGAGAAAAAAGCUCUGAUCUAGUGAGGUGCUGCCAGCUUUGAAGUUCAACUCAUUUCACCGCCUUGGACUAAAUUUCACUCAUCUUAAAUGUUUGAUUUAGAACAAUCCCUGAUACGUUGUGUCUACCAGCAGUUUUAGUCUUUGUGUACAGUAGUUUUCACCACCAGAGUGGACUGCUUGUCCUUCCUUUUGGAUUCUCUUGUAGCGUGGUCUCUGGUACAAACUUUCAAAUCCACAGUACACAAAAAUGGAGACUCUAACUGGUGUUUUUAAGAAGGUUUUUGCUUUUUAAUAUGAAAUUCUGGGCCACACAAGACCUGGCGAUGUUCUUUUUGUCUCGAGCCUCUAAGGCUUGUGCUUCUGCGUGUUCUGUGAGCUGAAGCUUUUACAUCAGUCAUCUAUUUUGGGUGCUGCAGCGGGAAGGUAGUGUUACAAAGUUCACGUAGGUUCUUUCAUCAUAUUCUCAGCGUCGCUCAUAAUAUAGCUGCUCGCUUAUAAGUUCUUUUCUCCCUUUUACUUUCACUUAGCAACAGAAUGACAAGAAAGUAAGAUUUAUUUGGCCCCAUUUCAUCAUGCUUCAGAAUGCCUCUUCGGGCAUCUGCCCUGUUCUCAGUUUAGUAAGAAGAAAAUACUUGGCUGCAUAUUGUACAACAAAACGACUACGUGUUGCUGUCCGUGUAACAGUCGAGACUGCACUUGGCAACUUCUCCUCAGUGUGUCCAUGCUGUUCUCAGUUGGAAGAGGCCUCAUGAGUGGGGAGAGGUUUUCCUGUCUUGCACCUGUCCUGCACCAGAGCAGAACUGUUUUCAGUGGGUGCUAAGCACAGGCUGUUCUUUCCCGCUGCUCAGUUGGUGGUGAUGUGUUUUAACUCAAAGACAUAGGAUGUGAACUCCCAGUGGCCUUCUUGCCAGGGACAGGAGAUCAGUAACGGUGGGUGUGAUUGGAAGAGCAUUAAUUACUGCAUUUGGAAGAAGAAGUUGGGAAUUCAGUGUGCUUGAAUGUAAGGGGAGGACAGGGAGAUGCAUGUUUUCUCUUUGCAGCGUAACAGGAACGUCACGUUUGGCCCUUUCUGACUGUGUAGCAUUACAUACUUAACAGUAGGCAAAGAAUGUGUUUCAUUUCUGUAAUACAGACAGGACUUCUGUAAUAGUUACCAUGAGUGUGGUCUAGCCACCAGCACAGCUGUUAGCGUCGGCCUGUCAGCUUCAGCUGACUUUUUGCUGCAGCACAAGUAAACAAGUGUUACCAACCACACUUCUGGAUCAAGAGUGCAAGCACAUCCCAGAGUGUCCCAAGCAGCAGCUUGUGAGUUUCAACCGUGGCACGACAAAGCAGAAAAUGAGAAUGCAGUUUGAAGGAGCUCGUUGUCGGGGAGGCUUCUCAGCCCAGCCCUUCAGCUGAAGGCACUCGUGAGUGUUGGAGGAAACCACAGCACGAAGAAGCCUCUGCAGGGGAGAUCCCAAGAGCUUGCACCAGCAUCCAGGAUCACCGCCACCACCGGGGAAGGGGGAAGAGCCCGGAGCUCUCCAGAGACGUGCACUGCCCAGCUGGCAUCGCCGCGCCGCUCCCCUGGGCCGCGUCAUCUCUCCCGUGUGCCGGGGAAGCGGUGCGGUACAAAAUAUUGCUACGUAUUUGAUUAAAGUGUUUUGGUAUCCAGAUUCA
Numida meleagris (helmeted guineafowl) is the source of this 3512-nucleotide messenger RNA. RefSeq names its product F-box protein 22 (gene FBXO22). Bases 99 to 1280 code for a protein of 393 amino acids. Gene Ontology annotation, biological process: protein polyubiquitination; positive regulation of proteasomal ubiquitin-dependent protein catabolic process; regulation of skeletal muscle fiber development. NCBI's taxonomy places the organism in Eukaryota, Metazoa, Chordata, Aves, Galliformes, Numididae. Gene Ontology annotation, molecular function: protein binding. The transcript has 7 exons. The record is from RefSeq and is a predicted model, not a curated record.